Loxodonta africana (African savanna elephant) is the source of this 2241-nucleotide messenger RNA. It is a transcript of the gene FN3K, whose product is annotated as fructosamine 3 kinase. The transcript has 6 exons. Lineage: Eukaryota; Metazoa; Chordata; Mammalia; Proboscidea; Elephantidae. Gene Ontology annotation, biological process: fructosamine metabolic process. The record is from RefSeq and is a predicted model, not a curated record. The coding region runs from base 324 to 1253 and encodes 309 amino acids.
UCUCAUAGGGCCCGCGACUGGCGGUGCAGGGCUCGGGGAGGGUGCCGCAGGUGGGGGUGAGGAGCUGGCGCCCCGCCUGGCAGUAUCGCGGGUUCCCCUCCCCGGGCCCUCCGAGUCGAAAGGACACAGAGCCGGGUCAUUGACACGGGAGCCCGCCCUCCAGCCGCCUGCGCGCGCGCUGCCGCUGCCUGACCAUCCUGCGCCGCCAGGCCCUGCUCUGCCCCUGCGCCCCUCCCCCGGCUCUCCGGGUCCCUGUCACCGUCCUCGCCACGCCCGGUUCCCCCAGGCCCUGCCUGAUCCCAGACCCCCGCGCCCUCGUCCCCAUGGAGCAGCUGCUGCGUGCGGAGCUGCGGACCCGCACCCUGCGGGCCUUCGGGAGCUCAGGAGCCGGCUGCAUCAGUGAGGGCCGCUCCUACGACACGGACUCUGGCCCAGUGUUCGUCAAGGUCAACCGCAGGACCCAGGCACGGCAGAUGUUCGAGGGGGAGAUGGCCAGCCUGGAGGCCCUCCAGAGCACAGGCCUAGUGCGGGUGCCUCGACCAGUCAAGGUGAUCGACCUGCCAGGAGGCGGGGCUGCGUUCUUGAUGGAGCACCUGAAUAUGAGGAGCUUGAGCAGUCAGGCAUCAAAACUUGGAGAACAGAUGGCGGAUUUGCACCUUUACAACCAGAAGCUUGGGGAAAAGUUGAAGGAGGAGGAACGCACAGUGGGCCGAAGGGCUGGGGGUGCAGAGCCCCAAUAUGUGACCAAGUUUGGCUUCCAUACAGUGACCUGCUGCGGCAUCAUUCCACAGGUGAACGAGUGGCAGGACGACUGGCCGACCUUCUUCACCCGGCACCGGCUCCAGGCACAGCUGGACCUCAUCGAGAAGGACUAUGCCGACAGAGAGGCACGGGAGCUCUGGGCGCAGCUACAGGUGAAGAUCCCGAAUCUGUUCUGUGGCCUGGAGAUCAUCCCUGCCCUGCUCCAUGGGGACCUCUGGUCGGGAAAUGUGGCUGAGGAUGACAUGGGGCCCAUCAUUUAUGACCCAGCUUCCUUCUAUGGCCACUCAGAGUUUGAACUGGCAAUCGCCUUGAUGUUCGGAGGGUUUCCCAGGUCCUUCUUCACUGCCUACCACAGGAAGAUUCCCAAGGCCCCAGGGUUUGACAGGCGGCUGCAGCUCUACCAGCUCUUUAACUACCUAAACCACUGGAACCACUUCGGGCUGGGAUACCGCAGCCCAUCCCUGGGCACCAUGAGGAAGCUUCUGAAGUAGUAGCCACUGGCAUCCUGUGCCCCUGCCAAGGGCGCCCUCCUCCUUGCUUGCAAAUAACUAAUAAAGCACUCGGAAGCCAGGGGUCUCCAGGGGUCACACCACUGUGUCUUAGCAGCACCUUCAUUCUCUGUGGGCAUGAGAAUGCUCCACUGUGUCGCUGUCCUCUCCACAGGGUGCCUGGACCACCGGGAAAAGUCUCCAGCAGGCUCACGACAUUUCAUAACCUGGGGGGAGUUUUGAACUCUGGAUAGGGAAAUUAAUGCGGACCUGGGUUUGCCUGGGCUGAAACUGGUGCCAUCCUGCAUGGACUGGACUUGGUUUCUUGUUUCUGGCUCACACAGGAUCCGGAGCUGCCAGUGGGAGUGCUGGGCGUGGCUCCAAGUCCAUCACGCCAGGCGGGGCAAAUGGAAGGAAGGGCUCACAUGCUGCGGGGACCAGGCAUUUGGGCCGCGACCCUUUCCUGCCCCUCUGCACUCCUACUUUUCAGGUGUAUGUGUCCCUUAAACCGGAGUUUCAUUGGAUAAAAGAGAGGGAAGGGGGAGAGCCUUGGGCAGUGGGAUGUCCGGGUGGCUGGGGUGUCCAGAAUGGCUGGGGUGUCUGGUUGCCUGUGAUGUCUGGGAUGCCCAUGGUGUCUGGGUGUUGGGGUUCCUGAGCUUUCAUUGUUGAACGGUGAGUCCCGGAAGGGGUGGCGCCCACGUGCGCACCUCUUAAGACAGGAGCACAUUCUUCAGGACCACCACGUCCUUGUCACACCUCGCAAAAGUGUCAGUUAUUUUCAGCGGUACAGGUGCCCACGUGUCCCUCCUUUGGGGAAAGUGUGGGGGCGCGGCGGUUCCGUGUGGCUGGGAGGCGGUUUCCCAGCGCAGACGAAUGUGUUGAAGACUUCCUAGAAAGACUUUCCCCGAAACAGGUUCAAAGGACAAACUGCCCUGGUCAGCAAACCCACGCCUGCCGAACGGGGAGGAAAGGGGCCGCGCGCGCUCUAAGG